ACAUGAAUAACUAGCUCACUCAUGGAUUAUUUUAGUAGCCAUGAUGGCAAGCUUUUAUUAGCACGUAUAUAAAAUCAAAAGCAGUGUGUUGAGAAAUUUAUAAUUAAAAAGUAAUUAACAAUCAAAAAAUAUAUGUAUUCAAUACGGUAAUUUAGAAAUCUUGAGCAAUAUUUGCCUAAUAGAAGAUGAAAACUUUUAUAUUACCAGUCCAACUUCGCUGUAUAAAAAAAUGCUUCCAACUGAUGAACUUUGUUUGGUCAGUCGACUAAUUCUCAUUUGCCUUACCCUUAGACGAUUUAGCGCUGCACAAAUGUACUAUGAGGACGACCCCUGUGAUUUUGGUAUCUACAAAGGCAUCUGUUUGAGAGCCAGUAAAUGUAUGCAACUGCCUGUGCUAAUGAAAGAAAUGACCUUGAAAUCGGCCGAUGUUGGCCAUUGUGGCUUUACAACUACAGAGGAGAUAAUCUGUUGUCCACAAGCUCCAGCACCUGCAGCAAAGGCACUGCCAAAUAAAUUAGAAGAUAUCUUCAAACCAUUUGAAUUUCGUGCGCCGCUAGAAGAUGAAACAACCACAAGAACUAUACAACCGAUACCAGCAAAUUUUUGGUUCUCAAAUAACUUAAAGGAGAGCAAUAUAGACGGAGAGAGCGUUAGCAGGAGUAAAGAUGAAUCCGCUCCAGUUAGUUGGCCAAAGGUAGAUAACUCCGCGAGAGAAAAUACUAUAUUCAAUGGUAAUCAAAUUUCGAACCAAAGACCCUUAACGGAUGAAGGCAUAAACGAAGAAAAUGCGCGCAGAAUAAAUGAUAUAUUCAAUACAAAUCCUGAUCAGCAGGCUACACUGAUAGAGGGCAAUGCUGGAGGCAUUAACGGUAUACUAAAUGCAAAUUCUGCGCCAGUCAGUCUCUCAAAUGCGGCUGAUACUCAAAGAUUAGAUGCAAUAUUUAAUGUGAACCCGGUACCUAGUAGAAUUCCGCUGGCGGAUACUAACCAAAGAUUAGAUGCAAUAUUUAAUCUGAACCCCCUUCCGAGUGGGAUUCCGCCUGUAGAUAAUACACAAAGGAUUAACGAAAUAUUCAAUGAACAGCUGAUUCCGAUUGGAAAUAAAAUUAAUGGCAUAGACCAGACUCGACAAAUUAAUUCGGUAUUUAAUGGAAAUCUGACGCCAACUGGCGCAGCAUUUGGAAGCAUAGAUGCUGACGCUGCCCAACGCAUAAAUGCUAUAUUCAAUACAAAUACUGCAACAAGUGGCAUACCAAUCGAAGAUAAUACUCCAGUGAAUGAUGGAAGAAACAACCCGCUCGGAAACAUAAAUAAUAACAAUACGCGUGGCAUAAAUAUUAAACUCAAUGACAGUCCAUUACCGAGUGGCAUUCCUAUCGAAGUUAAUACUCAACAUCUGAAUGGUGUACCUGCUCCAGUUGGAUGGCCAAAUGCUGUUGAUUAUCAAAAUAUACCACCUACGAGUGUACUUAAUAGAAAUCCUGCGCCGAAUUGGAUUACAAUUCAAGAUAAUACACAAAAGAUUGAUAGCGCAUUUAACGCAGGUACUGUCUUCGCUGGCGAUGACGUCGGACAGCGAAUAAAUUCCAUAUUUAACACAAACCCUGUGCCAAAAGUGAUGCCCAUCGAAGAAAAUGCUCAAAGAUUUAACGCAAUAUUCAAUGGGAACCCUGUUCAAACUGCAAAUGAAAUAAAUAAUGAUCCAUUUCAUAAUUUUCUAAAGCAACCAAGAAAUGAAAGGCUGCCUGCAAAUCGGGAAAUUGUUGAUAUGCCUGUGCAACAACCCCCACUUCCUUUGGCAAGACACUUUCGACCUCAGUUUGGGCGCGUGGAGCAGCAAUGAGGCGAGAUGGGGUUUUCGGAGGUCUCUUUUUAAGAAAUUUAUUUAAAAUAAAUUUAUAGUUUUUUAUUUAAUGGAAUUAUCUACUUGUUCUAUGAAG
Molecule: messenger RNA, 1940 nt
Organism: Rhagoletis zephyria (snowberry fruit fly)
Lineage: Eukaryota; Metazoa; Arthropoda; Insecta; Diptera; Tephritidae
Product: type-2 histone deacetylase 1-like
Source: RefSeq, a predicted model, not a curated record